Clavispora lusitaniae ATCC 42720 is the source of this 942-nucleotide messenger RNA. RefSeq lists its product as uncharacterized. The record is from RefSeq and is a predicted model, not a curated record. Gene Ontology annotation, cellular component: membrane. Lineage: Eukaryota; Fungi; Ascomycota; Pichiomycetes; Serinales; Metschnikowiaceae.
AUGCUGGACAUGCGCCUCAGUCUGGUCCUCAUAUCGGACUGCAGAUACGAAUGUAUCAUCAAUCAUUCAGUUCUUCCUCCAGUAAUGAUCUCUGCUGGAGAAAACUUCUGUUCUGUGUAUGAAGGGGCAUCAGUACUCAACCUUGUGGUGUCAAUUCUCAUCACAGUAGGGAUUUUUGUCAGCUACUUGCCGCAGUACUUCCGCAUCCACCACAAACGAACUUCGGAAGGUCUUUCAGUCAAUUUCUUGCUUUUAGGUUCCUGCUCGCUGCUUUUCACGCUUACAAACAUUGUUUUGAUCAGCUCGAGAGCACGUUACUGCUGCCGGAUUGGUGCUUUGACCAUGUUCAACUGCAUAAACUCCCAGCUCAACCUCAUCCAGAUUGGCCUUCAAUGUAUAUGUGCCAUCAUGAUUCUAGUACUUGUGCUUCUUCUCACCAAAGGGUCUGUUGCGCAGGAUAAGGAAGAGUAUGCCAAAAUUACUAGGGUUGGUCGGUUUGUUGUUUUCCAUGCGGCUUUGUCUUUGUUGCAGAUAGUUGUCGGGUUGAGUGCUGGCCGUCCUGUGUUGCUUGCUAUAGCCCAGUUCAAUGGCGUCAUGUCUACUAUUUUAACCGUCAUCAAGUACGUUCCUCAGAUCCACACCACCUACCAUUUGAAGCACCCGGGGACGUUAUCUAUAGGCAUGAUGUGCAUUCAGACUCCAGGCGGGUUUAUAUUCACGGCCACUUUAUUUUUCACCAAGGGAUCUCAUUGGAGCUCGUGGAUGUCCUAUUUCACUGCUGCGACGCUUCAAGGGACAUUGUUGGCUCUCUGUAUCUACUAUGAAUAUUUCAGUGGAUACCGUAAUAGCGAAAGAGAGACAGUGGCGAGAAUAGUGGACGAAAACUUGCACGAAGAGAGUGCCGAUGAAGAUGACACAGCACGCUUGAUAGGGUCUGUUUAA